AUGAACGUGUUCACGUAUCUCCUUAGGCCCGGUAUCGCCGCCCAUUUACAACCUGGACUUCGAUUCGAUCGAGUACAAGAGACGAGCUAUCAAGAACAAAAUCUUCGCUAUUGGUCAUCUCUCCCGAGUCUUCCAGGUUUGCGAGAAGAGUCAGAGAGUGUUACCGAGUUGAAGACGGCAUCUAAAAGUAGACUGCCUGCCGGUACCUUGAUGCUCGGUGCCGAGGGAAUCAAGAAUGCCAUCAGCACGUUUGAAGAUGCACGCAAGGUCGACAUGCAGAACGAAAGGUUCAUAUAA
Molecule: messenger RNA, 297 nt
Organism: Drepanopeziza brunnea f. sp. 'multigermtubi' MB_m1
Lineage: Eukaryota; Fungi; Ascomycota; Leotiomycetes; Helotiales; Drepanopezizaceae
Source: RefSeq, a predicted model, not a curated record